Molecule: messenger RNA, 355 nt
Organism: Plasmodium reichenowi
Lineage: Eukaryota; Apicomplexa; Aconoidasida; Haemosporida; Plasmodiidae
Product: apicortin, putative
Exons: 2
Source: RefSeq, a predicted model, not a curated record
AUGGAGAAUUUUGAUGAAGUUAUAAAAGAAUAUCAGAAGUAUCUAGAGGGAAAAGAAAAGACCCACAAGAUAAAUUCUUGUAAGCAUCCAUGCUGUGAGGAAGAUAAUUUAAAAUCAGUAAAAAAUUACUUUAAGGUUUAUCACAAGAAAUAUAUACCCAGCAUUAUUCAAAAGAAAAAAAAAGAAAGGAAUGAACAUGCUCCUCCCCUAUUAAAGGAUAUACAAGAUAAAAGAUGCACAAACGUGUUUGAAAGGUUAAAUGAUAAACAAUUUUAUACGGGAGUUCAAAAAAACAAAUUUAUGGAAUUAUUAAAAAAUAAUAAAAAUAAAUCCUCUUACUGUUAUAAUGAUAUAA